GGGGUGUCGUCCGGAUGCGAUGAAAUCCACUGCUUCAGUGAUCAUGGACGCGGAGGCGGCCAUACGUAGCAUUACGCUCGAGGAUUCCUCGCAUGUGCUGUCGGAUGGUCGCACGAUCCAUUACCACGUGGAGCGGCAGAUCGGAUACGGAUCGUUCGGCGCAGUGUUCCACGUGGUGGUCGUGGAAACGGGGGAGGUGGUCGCGAUCAAGAAGAUCUUUCAGGACAAGCGCAUCAAGAACCGCGAGCUUCAGAUCAUGCGGCAGCUGCACCACGCGAAUAUCGUCCAGCUCAAGCAUUGCUUCUACUCGCACGUCGACAACAGCGACGACCUGUACCUCAACCUCGUCCUCGAGUUCGUUCCCCAGACCAUCUACGGCGUCGUGUGCCAGAUGAAGGAACGCCGUGCGCGUCUCCCCAUGAUCUACGUCAAGCUGUACGUGUACCAACUGUGCUGCGCGCUCGGGUAUCUGCACUCCCUCGGCAUCUGCCACCGCGACAUCAAGCCCCAGAACGUCCUUCUCCAUCCUAGCACCCACGUCAUCAAGCUGUGCGACUUUGGCAGCGCCAAGAUGCUGCAGCCCUCCGAGCCUAACGUGUCGUACAUUUGCUCUCGCUUUUACCGGGCCCCAGAACUCAUCCUUGGCGCCACCGACUACACCACCGCCAUCGACAUGUGGUCCCUGGGGUGUGUAUUUGCAGAGCUGGUGCUUCUGGAGCCUCUGUUCCCUGGGGAAAGCGGCGUCGAUCAGCUGCUCAACAUCAUCAAAGUCGUCGGCACCCCCUCCCGCGCCGAUUUGGAGGCCAUGAACCCCAAGCACACGGACUUCCGCCUCCCCAGAGUGCACCCGCGCCUCCCGUCCGUCUUCCCGCCCGACACAUGUCCGCCCCUGGCGCUGGAUCUGCUGCAGCGCAUGCUCACGUACUCUCCGGCGAGACGGUUGCAUCCGUUAGCGGCGGCGGCGCACCCUUUUUUUGACGAGUUGCGGCAACCGCAAGCGUGCCUCCCUAACAAUGUGGACAUGCCCCCGUUGUACCAGUUUACGCUACAAGAGCUGAGUCAAGUGGACGUGGCGACGCGCGAGUGCAUCGUGCCUCCGCAUGCGCGCAACACGUGGAACUGGUGUCGCUGGCCGGAACGGUCCUAAUUAAAUACAAUUCGUGCCGAAAUAAAUCAACAAUAUCUCGGCAUUUCAGGAC
Messenger RNA from Aphanomyces astaci, 1199 nucleotides. Its product is annotated as CMGC/GSK protein kinase. Gene Ontology annotation, cellular component: cytoplasm. The record is from RefSeq and is a predicted model, not a curated record. Gene Ontology annotation, biological process: signal transduction; protein phosphorylation. Lineage: Eukaryota; Oomycota; Saprolegniomycetes; Saprolegniales; Verrucalvaceae. The transcript has 8 exons. The coding region runs from base 20 to 1147 and encodes 375 amino acids. Gene Ontology annotation, molecular function: protein serine/threonine kinase activity; ATP binding.